CCCAUAAAUUUUCCCUUUGUUUUCUUCCAACGUCCUUUACGUGAAUCUCUGUAAAUCUAUCUCUUAAAUAAGUAGUGCAUAAAACCCCACAAGCAUUCUCACAGUCACAGCAGUCUCUAAACCUCAAUGGCCCAGAUGGGUUUUCUCUGCCACUACAUUCUCUUUGCUUUCCUUUCUUACUCUGCUCACUCCCGCAACUUACCGGCGGCCACCACCACCUCCAAAACGACGGUUCUCGACGUUGCCGCUUCCAUUCAGGAGGCCCUAAACGCCAUGUCGUCCGAGCACUACUCUUACAGUGGAGCCACUCAGUCAUUGAGCCAAGAACCCCAAACCUUGUCAGUUUCAUCUUCACUCUCUCUUCAGCUACAUUCCCGAAUUUCACUCCACCAGCAUUCUCACAACGACUACAAGUCGCUCACUUUGGCUCGACUUGGGCGCGACUCCGCCCGCGUCAGAUCUCUAACCACCAGGUUAGAUCUGGCGGUUAGAGGCAUUGCCACGUCGGAUCUCAAACCCGUCGAUACCCAACAUUUCGGUACCGACGGGUUCGAGAGCCCCGUGGUUUCGGGGACGAGUGAGGGCAGCGGCGAGUACUUCUCCCGAGUCGGAAUCGGCAAACCGCCCAGCCAGGUCUACGUGGUGCUCGACACGGGCAGUGACGUCAGCUGGGUCCAAUGCGCGCCGUGCGCCGACUGUUACCAGCAAGCCGACCCCAUUUUCGAGCCGGAUUCCUCGGCUUCUUUCGCGCCGCUGUCGUGCGAGACCCGGCAGUGCAAGUCCCUUGACGUGUUCGAGUGCCGCAACAACACGUGUCUCUACGAGGUGGCCUACGGCGACGGCUCCUACACCGUCGGCGACUUCGUGACGGAGACGAUCAGCAUCGGCGCCGAGUCGGUGAAAAACGUUGCCAUUGGAUGUGGGCAUAACAACGAAGGACUGUUUGUCGGUGCGGCUGGCUUGCUCGGGCUCGGCGGGGGGCCGUUGUCGUUUCCUUCCCAGCUCAACGCCACGUCGUUUUCGUAUUGCCUCGUCGACCGUGACUCUGACUCGGCCGCGACUCUAGAAUUCAACUCUGCAAUCCCUCGCAACGCCGUCACGGCCCCGUUACGGCGCAACCCCCAGCUCGACACUUUCUACUACGUCGGACUGACCGGAAUCAGCGUCGGCGGAGAUAUGCUUAAGAUUCCCGAUACGGCGUUCCUGAUAGACGAGAACGGAGAUGGCGGAAUCAUUAUCGACUCCGGCACGGCGGUGACCAGGCUCCAGACGGACACCUACGACGCGCUCCGCAGCGCGUUCGUGAACGGCACGAAGGGGCUGCAGUCCACGAGCGGCGUGGCGCUGUUCGACUCGUGCUACGACCUGUCGUCGAAGAAGAGCGUGGAAGUACCAACGCUGUCGUUUCACUUCGAGGACGGGAAAGUGUUACCGUUGCCGGCGAAGAAUUACCUGAUUCCGGUGGACUCGCAGGGGACGUUCUGCUUUGCGUUCGCGCCGACGAGCUCGGCGCUGUCCAUAAUCGGAAACGUGCAGCAGCAAGGGACACGUGUCAGUUUCGACAUAGCUAAUUCGAUGGUUGGAUUCUCUCCCGACCAAUGCUAGGAAACUAUGGUCUUGACUUUUGACCAUUUUCUUCUACCUGGGUUUUUUUUUUUUUUUUUGUAAGUUCAUUGCCUCCCUGUUUAGUUGUCUGUCCAUGUUACCAAGCAACAAUAUUGGACCACUACUGCUAAGGAGGUCUGCUAGUUCGAUUUUCUUUUGGUGUUUUUCAUUUAAUUAUUAUCAAUACAGAGUAAUGUAGAUGCCGCUUCAGGGUUCAAUCCCCCUGCCAUGCCAUGUAGCAAAAAUUUGUGCUAAUUGAAAAGUUAU
Messenger RNA from Rosa chinensis, 1872 nucleotides. Its product is annotated as protein ASPARTIC PROTEASE IN GUARD CELL 1. The transcript has a single exon. Gene Ontology annotation, biological process: proteolysis. Gene Ontology annotation, molecular function: aspartic-type endopeptidase activity. Bases 127 to 1605 code for a protein of 492 amino acids. The record is from RefSeq and is a predicted model, not a curated record. Lineage: Eukaryota; Viridiplantae; Streptophyta; Magnoliopsida; Rosales; Rosaceae.